AGGCAAACUGAGGUGGUCAGUUCACCUGGAGGAGCACGAGUGUUCACCUGACACAGUGAGAAGGUGAACUACAGUGUCUAGGUGGAGCGGGUUGCUGCUGCCACUGCUUGCUAACUGUGAUCAUGUUGUUGCGGCAGCUGUGGUUGGCGGGCCUCAUAGGAUUGUUUGCGGCGUCUCUAACAACUGCUCAGGAAAACGCCACAGUCUCUGGGGAUACGUCGGAGGGGGCAGCGGAACCCGUGGAGGAGAAACCCAAGCUGACGGGGAACCCUCAGAUCGACUACAUUCACGACCCCAACCUGCCCCACGAGCUCCUGGGCUACGACCUCAGCACCUACCCCUUCUACAAGAGGCUACCCAAGGAUCUGCUCGACCCCAAGUUUAACUUCACCUGCGACAACCGCCAUGAUGGUUUCUACGCAUCUAUCCCUCACAAGUGUCAGGUGUACCACAACUGCCUCUUCGGUGUACGCUACGACUUCCUGUGCGCCAACUACACCGUCUUCGACCAAAAGAACUUCAUCUGCCACUACGUGAGCGAGGUGGACUGCGAGAACUCAGAGAAACACUACGACAGAAAUGACGAGCUGUAUGAGACGACAACCACUACGACCUCGACGACCCCUGCUCCUCAGAUCAUCUACGUAGACAGGCCUCGGCCACGCCCACUCGGAGGUCAAGGGAGGAUUCGCAAUAACCGUCCUAACCGUCCCAACCGUCCGCGUCCCUUCAGCGGCAAGCGUCGCACCACCACUACAACCACACCCUCCCCGGACUACGACUAUUAUGAUUACUAUGAUAACUAUGACCAGUACUAUGAUUAUUACAAUGAUGAGACUACGACUACAACUACGACUACUACGAAGAGACCACCGCGUCGUCGUCGUCCCAACAGACCAAGGCAAGGUGGUCAGCAAGGUGGCGAAGAGAGGUUUGGAGGUGGAUUCAACCAGAGGAACCGCAAGAGGCCCAGGUUCCCUGAAAACGAAGAAUUUAGUGACCCCCGAUCCUCACGUCUACAGCAGGGUAACGCCCCUAGAGAGCAGUUCUUCGACGAUGCUCCAGUGGAUGAAUUCCUUCAGGAUGCAGCAACAGGCCAAAGAAAUCGCCCUAAUAGACCCGGCCCUAAGUCAGGCCCAAGGAGAAAGAAGCCUUCAACUACUACCAGCACUACCACCACUACUGAGGCGUCUCCAGAUUACUAUGAUUAUUAUGACUAUGGUGAUGAAGGGGCAUCACCGACGACUACGACGACUACUACCGCUGCCCCAGAUCGUCGUGCACGCCCAUCUUUCACCCCAAGUAGGUCUAGCGGCUCAAGGGUACGCCCAAACACUGGUGUUACGACUACAGAGUUUCCUGGAGACGACUACACAGAACGUGGCUUUAGACCCACUGGCCGUAUUAACUCUAACAGACAGCCAGCCGUCAUUAACCGCCGCUUGUCUCAGGCAGACCAGACCCAAGACAACGUCCCUGAGGCGUCCACUUUACAGGAGCGUCAGCGCCCCCAGCCCGCGGGACCAGUCUUCCCUAGACGGAGAAACCCAACAGUACCAGAAGCGGAUAUCAUAGCGGAGGAAGAACCUUUAGCAGCUGAGUUAGAACCUUUAGCAUCCGAGUUAGAACCUUUGGAAGACACUGCCACAGAAGCCACCAGGGUGAGAGCAAGGGUGAGGGUGCGUCCCACCAGGCAGGGACGUGAGGCAUCCCUUGCAGGAGGUGCGAUAGACCAGUCUCCAGCCCACAGCGAUUAUUAACACUAUGUAUUUAUUGUGUACAGUCACUACCUUCUUGUUUUUGUAUAUUAGUUUUAUUGUUUAUAUUGAUAAAUCUUUUAAUUAACCAAACCAAUGUAUGUCUUAAUUCUUCCUUUCCACCAAUGAAGGACCGGA
Molecule: messenger RNA, 1895 nt
Organism: Cherax quadricarinatus
Lineage: Eukaryota; Metazoa; Arthropoda; Malacostraca; Decapoda; Parastacidae
Cellular component (GO): extracellular region
Molecular function (GO): chitin binding
Source: RefSeq, a predicted model, not a curated record